Macrosiphum euphorbiae (potato aphid) is the source of this 315-nucleotide messenger RNA. NCBI's taxonomy places the organism in Eukaryota, Metazoa, Arthropoda, Insecta, Hemiptera, Aphididae. The record is from the annotation of a GenBank genome assembly.
AUGGAUUUAUUGAACGACGAAGAAGCCAUGUCAAUUAUUUAUGUGUUAUAUAAAAGGCACCAAAAAAAGUCAAAAAAUGGUCAAAGACGACACUGGGUACAUCCAUUAAAUUUAAAAAGGCCAAUCGAGGGUCGAUUUCAAACAAAUUUUAUGACUUUGAGGAGUUACCCAGAAGAAUUUUUUAAAUACUACAGAAUGUCGAUUAAAUCGUUUGAUGAGCUGAUUUCUUUAGUUAACCUCAAACUUCAAAAACAAGUUACCUGUUUGCAUUUACCAAUUCCAGCAGAAGAAAGACUUACUGUGACGUUAAGGUAA